AUGCACUUUUCUGUUUGUUACCCUCUCUUCCCGUACGCUUUUUGCUCCAUUGCUUUUUUUUUUUUGUCUAGCUUUUCCAUCUCGCUGUCUAUUCUCGUCAUUUCCUUCUUGGUAUAUUAUUUUCAUUCUUCCUUGUAUUUUUGUUCUCCUUUUAUCUCGUUAUCGGAAUUAUUUUCACUUUUCUUCAUCUUUGGCGUUUUUUCUUUCCCGCUUCUUCUUUUUCUCCGUCAGUCUUUCUCAUUUCUAUCUUCUUUCUCUACGCCGACAUUCUCUAUCUUCUUCCCUAGCCGCUUUUUCUUUCUCUACGUUGGCCUUUUUCCUUUAUCUGUUCAUCUUUCUCCCUGUCGACCUUUUUCCUUUUCUUCUUCCUCGCUGUCGACUAUCUUCCAUUUCUUCUUUCUUUCUAUCGGUUUUAUUCUUUUCCCUCUUUAUCUUCUUUCUCCCUUCUUCUAUUUUUCUUUUUCUUUUCCCAUGGCGACCAUCUUCCAUUCUUUUUUCUUUUCCUCAAACGGCCUUCUUUUCCUUUUUUCUCCGUAUCGACGUUCUUUCUUCAAUAUUCUCCUUUCUGUUGGCUUUUUACCUUUCACUCUUCUUUUUCCUUCCGGUCGACCUUUUUCCUUUUCUUUUUCUUUCUCUCAGGUGACUUUCUCCCUUUCUCCCUGUCGGAAUUCUUCCUCUAUUUUUCUGUCUCUCCGUCGGCCUUCUUUCUCCCCCCAAUUCUUUCUCCCUAUCGACUGUCUCCCAUUCCUUCUUUUAUUGCCAUUAGUUUUCUCUCUUCCUUUUUUCUCCGGUCUUCUUUCCCCCUCUUCUCCUCCCUCUCCAUCAGCGUUAUCUUUUGUUCCCUUGAGUCUUUAUAGCAGAAAAUUAAAUGGUAUUAACGCUAGCGAUUUUCUCUCGUGCAUUUAG
Molecule: messenger RNA, 906 nt
Organism: Acanthosepion pharaonis
Lineage: Eukaryota; Metazoa; Mollusca; Cephalopoda; Sepiida; Sepiidae
Source: the annotation of a GenBank genome assembly